Molecule: messenger RNA, 2617 nt
Organism: Stereum hirsutum FP-91666 SS1
Lineage: Eukaryota; Fungi; Basidiomycota; Agaricomycetes; Russulales; Stereaceae
Product: TPR-like protein
Exons: 9
Coding region: 129-2528 (799 amino acids)
Biological process (GO): cell division
Molecular function (GO): protein binding
Source: RefSeq, a predicted model, not a curated record
AUAACCUUUCCUCAUACUCUCCUCUGGCGGCAACAUAAUAGUCGCGUCGGGACUCUCCAGCAAAUUCGGUGGCGCUCCUGGCGGUCUCUCUUCGUCUCGCGUCGCGCUCUAUGCUCUAGGCCAACUCUAUGCAACAAGAAACAAAUCCCACUUUCCUGCCUGCUCUGUCCCAGCGAUUCAUCAGUCUCGUAUGGUCGUGUUUGGACGCAGACCUCUACAAAUCCGCCCUAUUUUAUGCCGAACGUUAUUUUUCUUUGGAUCCGAGCAGUCAUGAUGCUCGCCAUCUGUAUGCCACCGCCAUGCUUCGCUCUGGCCAACCACAUGCGGCCUUACACAUUGUCUAUGCCACCAAGGAUUCCAUACCGUGCAGCGGCUGCCUCGAAAUUGGGUCAAAGGCUAGUAGUUCUCUGGGAAGACAUAGACAGGCGCGAGAAACAUUGGAGGAGAGCCUGAAGCAACCAUAUACGCCGACACCAUCACUUGGUUCCCGAUCCGCCCGCGCAUUCCCCGAGGAAGCCAUUCUUCAUUGUCGAUCUGGGACAAGCGCACUGAAAGGCAACCUCCCCGACCAGGCUCGCAAGAGCUUUCAAGAGGCUCUUCGACUUGAUCCCAUGUUAUGGGAGGCUUUGGAAGGACUCUGUUCGCUAGGUGAUGUGCCUGAGAUCGAAGAUCUCUUUCCAUCUCGACCUACUCCAGUAAAGCGGCCAGUUGCAGAGGAACCUCCAGCGUUCAAACUUCCACCAGUCCCCGUUGCUACCGGAGUAGGAUUUUUCACUCCUGAUACUGGGAAUACGGGAAACCUCUUCCGCGGUUUCCGAGCAGAUCAAGGGAAUGUACAACCGCUUCGUCUAGGGCCGCGAGAUUCCCUUGUUUCAAACGAGUCUGUCGUGUACCCACCGGAGAACUCUCUUAUGGCAGCACAUACCCGGCCCUCACGAUUACCAACCGCGACACAACCCUCUCGUCCACUCUCUUCCUCCGAUGAAGUCGGACCCGUCACGAAGAAGUUGCGGCGACCAAUCGCUGGAACGCGACGCGCGGGCGAGGCAGCGAGCAAAGCACUCAAGCAACAAUCGAUAUUGGCAGGGGUGGCGGAAGAUGCACGCUCGAAAAAGGCACGCGCACGCCCGGCCUUGACCGUCUCUAACUCCUACUCAUCUCUGGCCGGUCGCCGACCCCAGUCUGCGGCGGCGUCCUCCAGGAAUACGACAGUCGCCGGUGCCGGCAAAUCGGAGCGUGAUACGAAUGCAGCACUUACGCGACGGAGCGCACGGCUUAUGGGUGGAAACAGCAAGGCGACCACUUCUACCAAGCAGCCAGCAGCUCGAGAACGUAAACGACAAGCCACACGAACCACCUCCCGGUCGAUAGACUCCGACACUGAGGACGAUCCCCAUCCUCCUGCUGAGCUUCCUAGAUCGACAACACCACCAUCAGCAACACAUUCACCACGAUCGGCCUCCUCGAGCAAUACGGCUGCUCAAGAACAGGCCGCACAAGAAGCGUAUGACGCCGAGCUAGCAGAUCAGUACAUCUAUGAUCUAAUGCGACUGUUUGCAAGCGCAACAAGAGCAUUAGCAAUGUAUGAUACAAAGUUAUGUCUCGAUGAGCUUGAGAAGCUGCCGCAUGUACACCAGCGUUCACCACUGGUGAUGGCUAUGGUCGGACGAGCUCAUUUUGAGAGGGCAGACUACACCGCUGCGGAGAGAGCUUUCCAGGCUGUUCGAGCGUUAGAGCCAUGCCGGCUAUAUAACAUGGAAUUGUUUUCGACACUCCUAUGGCAUCUGCAAAGAACGGUUCAACUUUCCUUUCUCGCCCAAGAACUGCUCUCAAUUGAUCCGCGGUCACCUCAAGCUUGGAUAGCAGUCGGCAACACGUUUUCGCUGCAGAAAGAGCGUGGACAAGCUUUGACGUGUUUCCGUCGUGCGUACGCACUCGAUCCCACUUGCGCGUACGCCUUCACCCUGGCCGGGCAUGAGCUAAUUGACGAAGACAUCGACAAUGCUAUAUUGGCGUUCCAGACGGCUUUACGUGCUGAUAGCCGACACUACAAUGCAUGGUAUGGGUUAGGGACAUGUUACCUUAGGAUGAGCAAAAUCCGCAUGGCCGAAUACCAUUACCGGAAAGCGGCGGAGAUCCAUCCAAACAAUGCCGUGUUGUUGGGUUGUGUCGGGAUGGCUGUUGAACGCCGCGGAGAUCGCGAGGGAGCACUAGCACUCUUCAACGAAGCAGUCAAACUCUCGCCUGAGAACGCGCUGGUGCGCUAUCGGCGAGCGAAAAUGCUUAUCGGUAUGAAGCGAUACACGGCUGCCGUGAGGGACCUGGAGUAUCUCCGCGACUCGACACCCGAAGAGUCGAACGUUAUCUUCCAGCUAGCGCGGGCGUACCGGUUGAUUGGCGACGAGGUCAAGUCAGCGCAGCUGCUCGCCGUCGCACGCGAUGUGUCCCCAAAAAGCGUGAACAAGAUCAAGAAGCUUCUGGAGACGGUGAAAGACGAGGAGGCGGGGGACGAGAUGGACGAAGGAUGAGACGGGGGGCUGGUUUGUAUAUUCCCUGGAGCUGGACAUGUUCUCUCUCAUACCACUGUAUCGCUGCACAAGUUCGGACCAAUGUUUUU